Molecule: messenger RNA, 1436 nt
Organism: Notothenia coriiceps (black rockcod)
Lineage: Eukaryota; Metazoa; Chordata; Actinopteri; Perciformes; Nototheniidae
Product: cadherin-18-like
Exons: 2
Biological process (GO): cell-cell adhesion mediated by cadherin; homophilic cell-cell adhesion; multicellular organism development
Cellular component (GO): adherens junction; catenin complex
Molecular function (GO): cadherin binding; calcium ion binding; beta-catenin binding
Source: RefSeq, a predicted model, not a curated record
ACCAUACUGCCAGUAUAAUCUCUCAGCGGCGGGAGGGCUUCAGUCAGGACCGGGACCAGGAGGUCUUCCGCCUGGUGCUGGUGGUGGCUGAUGGGGGGGAGCCCCCUCUCAGCAGCACUGCCACGCUCUCCCUGAGGGUGUGUGUGUGUCAGAGGAACACCAGGGUGCGCCACAACAGCGUCUGUCAGGCCGAGGCCUUCCUGUCCUCAGCUGGUCUCAGCAUCGGGGCUUUUGUGGCUAUUAUGCUUUGUAUCGUCAUAUUAAUAACCAUAGUGAUGCUAUUCACCCAGCUCCGAAAUAAGAAAGCGAGUAAAGAGCCCUUAAUUCUUUCCGAAGAGGACAUCAGAGAAAACGUGGUGACCUAUGAUGACGAGGGGGGCGGAGAGGAAGACACGGAGGCCUUUGACAUUGCCGCACUUCGAAAUCCCAAAAACUCAGAGAGGAAGUUCCACAGUUACCAUGGCUACAGACCAAGCCCGUACGAAGAGGACGAGCUGGAGGAGGACGAGCUGGAGGAGGUCGAGAUGGAGUAUGACGAGGACGGGGUCAUGGCGCUGAGGAGGGGGACGGCUCAGGAGGUGGAUUAUGGGAACUACAAAGCAGGGCCAGAAACUUCCUGGUUUGUCCUUGACUGCGUUCCUCAAGAGAUCAGCCAAUUGGCACCCUCCCUUCUGCUGCAGGGUCAGGACAUCAUUCAGCAGAUCCUGGAGCAGAAGGUUGUCCAGGCAGACUCAGACACACGCGGUCCACCUUAUGACUCGCUACAGACGUACGCCUAUGAGGGCCGGGGGUCCUUGACAGGGUCCGUCAGCUCUCUGGGCCUGACCGGUGCAAUGCCCGAACUAAACUAUGCCUUCCUGGAAGAAUGGGAGUCAGAUAGGCAAAGACUGGAACACAUGGUCGGAGAGCAGCUGGGUACAGAUCAAGCUAACACUGACUAAGACGUUUUGUCUUUUUCUUUUUUUGUUACUGUUGGCAAGACUUUCUGAACCAGAUGCUUUCUACUUGUGGUAUUCAAUCUGAGGGCCGAGAAGCAAAAGACUGCCGCAAAAAACUGGCAAUUAGGAAUUGAGAUGUCAUAUGAAACCUGAGAAUAAGAAAAGCCAUUUUCUAUGUGUGACAGGUUCAAAGAACAAAGGAUUCUGGCCUUAAUCUUCACUGUUACCAAAAAUCAAUCACAGCUACCCUGGAGAUAAAUACUUUAUAAGCUAGGAGCCCAGUGAUCCGAUUAUCAGACAUGUUUCAUUGGCUUGAAAUAUGGAAACAGGAAGUUUCACUAAUUUCACAUUCAUUAAAGGUCACCUAUUAUGCAAGAUCGACUUCUCCAUGUCUUUCUACAUCAACGUGUGUCCCCUCUUCAUCAUGUCUCCUCUACAUCAACAUGUGUCCCCUCUUCUUCAUGUCUCUUCUACAUCAACAUGUGUCCCCUUUUCCUC